UUAUUUUGUGGGGGAGAUAGAGAAGUAACUUCAGGCAUUGAUUCCCCUCUCCUCUGGAUAUCUUGUCCUACUUUGAAAACUUGGUCUUGACUAUAAUUAACUUUCCAAGCUGUUGCCUGGGCUACUGGCCAACAUUCCCUAGCGGUCACCCACUUGCAGCUACGGAUAUCACGCAGGCCCAAAAAAGCUGUAAACAGAGCAAGCUCCAAAGGUGAGAGGAUUGGGAUGGGGACCCUCAACAGGGUACAAAACAUCUUGGAGAUCCUUGGAGAUUAAUUAGCAGGUGGGUCCACUUGGGAGGGAUGGGAUUUCAAUAUCCAUGCUGCCUUGGCCUCCUGAAAUGACAUAGAUUGUAACUAUAUCUCUGCAUAAAAUGUGCAACAUAUGCUUCAGUGGCUAAUUAAACCAUGCUCAGUGUAAACAUAUCCCACAAAUAGAGGUUUAGGUCUCAUCAUCGUAGGUAUUGUGUGCCUUCAAGUCAUUCGAGUGUAUGGUGACCCCAAGACAAAUUUAUCACAAGUUUUUUUGGCUGGAUUUGUUCAGAGCGGGUUUGCCUUUAUCUCCCACUGAAGCAGAAAGAGUGAUUGGGAGUCUUUGCCUGAUAUUUUACAUUUUUGGAGCAUGAUGACAUGGUUAAUGAAGAGAAAGCAACCCUGUUGACAUUAAUAUACUGUCACUUCACAGCCAAUUGCUCUGGUUUGUGUCAUGCUUUGAUUUGGUUGACUACAGGGUGCAUUUACAUGUAUGUCAGCCUCCAGUUCUACCACAUUCCUUCACCUGUUUCUUUGUUUUCUAGUUGUCUUUUCCAACAGGUUACUCCUUUUUGGGGGCAAUGUCAUGCACCAACAGUCCUCCUGUGAAUGCUGAAGCCAAGCACCAGUGGAAACUACGCAAUGAAGGCCACGCAGACAGUUUCUUUGCUGCAGCUUUGCACCUGAGAGAACACCACCAUCUUGUGGAUGUGACAAUGUCCCUUGGCCUGAGGACCUAUGAAGCCCAUGGGCCCCUCCUUGCUGCCGUGAGCUCCAUCUUCCGGCAGCGUCUGGAAUGUGGGGAACAAGGGGUGAUGGAGCUGGAUGGCGUGACUACACCACGGGGCUGGGAGGCCAUACUGAAUUUUGUCUACACUGGGGAGUUGCAGGCUACGUCAGAAUCCACUGGGGAGAUCUUAGAUGCAGCUGAAGCACUGGGCGUCCCACGCGUGGCCGAGAUUUGCAAGACUGUGCUACUUGGGAUGGAAACAGAGGACAGGUUGAGUCCAGCUGAAGAGAAAUGGGAGACGCUCCGAAACCUGGAAGAGCUUUAUGUCAAAGGCAUAGGCUGCAACCUGGAGCUUAAAGCUGAAGGAGAAACAUUCCGAGUUCACCGUGUGGCUUUGGCUUGUGGCUGUGAGUUCUUCCACGGCAUGUUCACCAGUGGCAUGAAGGAAUCCCGCCAGGGGGAUGCCCCUCUCUGUACCCGCUUUACCUCCACUGACCUGAGCAUAGUCAUCGCCUUUGCCUACUCUGGAGUUCUGGCUGGUGGAUGGGAUUAUCUCUUUGAUGCUGCCCAAGCGGCUCUGCAGUACCAGGUUUCAGGCAUCUUGGACCUCUGUCUCGAUUUCUUCCAUCACAGGCUGAGCCCUGAAUCUAGUCUAGAUGUCUUGUCCUUUGCCCGUGCCUUUGGUCUUCAUGAUCUGGAAAACACUGCUGAGAACUUUGUGUUGAGGAACUUUGCUCUCGUCAUGGAAACCCCCAAGUUUUUGGACCUUCCUGUCAACCAGCUGGUGGAUUUCCUCAGUUCUGAUGCCCUCUACAUCCUCAAUGAACUAGAGGCCUUUAAAGGAGCUGUCCGGUGGCUGGAUGCUGACAAGGAUGGACGGAUGGACUGUGCGGAGAGAGUCAUGCGCUGCAUUAGAUUCUCCUUGAUGUCUACUCGGGAGUUCAAGCAGGUGCGGACAGAAGAGAUGAUGGCUUCUCCAGGCCGCCUCUAUAACAUCAUGGUCCAGUCUUUAGCCAGCCUCCCACCAGGUCCCUCCAAGAUGGAACAACUCCCUUGCCGGGUGUGGUAUCCAGAGAAAGUGAUUGUCAUCAGUGGAGGAGAUCUUAUGGCCAAAAACAUGGCCACUCGCAGCCCUACUGCGGAUGUUUGGUUUUCUCACCGCUUCCGCAAUGGCAUUGGAUUGGUCAAGCAAGUCGAAUGGCGACGUCUAGCGGACCUCCCUGAAGGGCCACGGUUCCGGCACGCCGUGGCAGUCAAGGAUAAUGUGAUGUACAUAUUUGGAGGGAAACAUUACUACGGCGUCAGGGACACCAUGUGCUCUGUAUUCAAAUUUGAUCCCCUCUGUCAAUGUUGGGAGAGAUUGGCUGACAUGACCAGUCUCCGGAGCUAUUUCCCAGUAGUCUUUCUGGACGGCUUCUUCUAUGCUCUGGGAGGAGGCUCCAAUGAUGUCUAUUGCCUGGAUUCAGUGGAGUGUUAUGAACCCAAGGCCAAUACCUGGAGGCCCUGCGAACCCCUGCCUGCCUCACUCUGUGGCCAUGCCGCUUGCGUCUUAGAUGGUGCCAUUUAUGUCUCCGGAGGUAGCGAUGGUUCGUGCCGCUGCCACUCCACCCUGAUCCAGUAUCGCCCAGGUGCACCUCCCAUCCUGCUGUCCAACAUGCGGGAGGAAAGGGCAGGACAUGUUAUGGAAGUCCUGGAUAGACGGCUCUACGUGGCGGGGGGCCUGCGUUGGCGGGACGGCCAUGGGGGCUACGCUGAUCAAUUGGCUUGCGAAGUGUACAACCCCAGCCUUGACCUAUGGCUCGCACUCAGUCCUCUACCACAGGCCCAUGUCAUCGCUGGCUCUGCUGUUCUGGAAGGCGAGCUCUACAUCUUGGGGGGCUACAGCCAUAACACCUAUCGCGACACUCACCUGAUUCAUUGCUAUAACCAUAUUCACGACCGAUGGGUCAGCGUUGGGACAUUGCCUCAAGCUUAUGCUGACCUCAGGGCCUGCAUCUUAGAAGUCCCUACUAGCUUGAGGAGAAAAGAAGCUUUGCAUUUGGAUGCUCCUAGUUUGGAAAUCUCUGAGGAGCCUUCCAUAGAGUCCCCACGUUCAUACAAUAGUUAAGAGUUUCUAAUUCAGCUACAUUC
This is a messenger RNA of Anolis carolinensis (green anole), 3111 nucleotides long. It is a transcript of the gene klhl33, whose product is annotated as kelch like family member 33. Gene Ontology annotation, molecular function: protein binding. The record is from RefSeq and is a predicted model, not a curated record. NCBI's taxonomy places the organism in Eukaryota, Metazoa, Chordata, Lepidosauria, Squamata, Anolidae.